AUGAAGUGCCUGAACAACCGGGCCGAGAGCCACCUGACGGGGCAGGGGGACUGCGAGCUGGACGCCGUGGGGAGCGGGGCCUGGGUGAACCAGGGCUUCUGCGGCUCCCCUCUGCCCAUACCCCGAGUCGUCAGCACCAUCUACAACUCCCAGCCCCUCUUCGCCGGCUCCAUGGACAGCAUGUACAAACUGGACACUCCGGGUCCGUUUGCUCAGGAGCCGCCCUCCGUCGACCAGAGUCUGAUCAAGAAACGAAGCGGAUGCUGCUCUUUCAUUAAAGGGCUGUGGGGCACGACAUUGACCCAAAACACGUCCGACAACAGGGAGCAGUUUGUUCGAACCACUCUGCGGGAGCUGCUGGUCUACCUGGUGUUCCUAGUGGACAUUUGCCUCCUGACAUACGGUAUGACCAGCUCAAGCACCUACUAUUACACCAAGGCCAUGACGGACCUGUUUGUGAACACAGCCAGUGAGAGCGGGGUUAAAUUUCAGUCCAUUGGCAGCAUGGCCGACUUCUGGACCUAUGCUGAGGGACCAUUACUGGACGGCCUCUACUGGACAAAAUGGUACAACAACCAGAGCCUGGACAACGGCGACCAGUCUUUCAUCUACUAUGAGAACAUGCUGCUGGGCGUGCCGAGGAUGAGGCAGAUCAAGAUCAAGAACAACUCCUGCAAGGUCCACACCGACUUCCAAGAUGAGAUCACAAGCUGUUUUGAUGUUUACAACCAGAAGAAGGAGGAGGACCUCAGCUUUGGCCUCAUCAACGGAACUGCUUGGAGCUACCACACGGAAAAAGAAAUCAAGGGUUCGUCUCACUGGGGUCUGCUGACCACCUACAGUGGAGCGGGAUACUAUCAGGACCUGGGUCGGACCAGAGAGGAGACCGGCGCCAUCCUGAUGGAACUGGUGGACAACCUUUGGCUGGAUCGGGGAACUCGGGCAUCCUUCAUCGACUUCUCCACUUACAACGCAAACAUCAACAUGUUCUGUGUGAUCAGGUUGGUUGUAGAAUUUCCAGCAACUGGCGGAGCGAUCCCUUCCUAUCAGAUCAGGACAGUGAAGCUGAUUCGCUACAUCACCGUCUGGGAUUACUUCAUCCUCGGCUGCGAAAUAGUCUUCUGCAUAUUCAUCCUCUACUAUAUUGUAGAAGAAAUCCUUGAGCUGCGGAUACACAAGUUUUCUUACUUCAACAGCAUCUGGAACAUCCUGGAUAUUGUGGUCAUAAUGCUCGCAGUUGUGGCCAUUGUUUUCAAUAUUUUCCGAACCAUCAAAGUCGACAAAUUACUUGCCAAACUCUUAGACCAACCGGGCAUCUAUGCCGAUUUUGAAUUUCUGGCAUUCUGGCAAACACAGUACAACAACAUGAACGCCGUGAACUUGUUCUUCGCCUGGAUUAAGAUCUUCAAGUACAUCAGUUUCAAUAAGACCAUGACUCAGCUGUCCUCCACUCUGGGUCGAUGUGCCAAAGACAUCCUGGGAUUCGCCAUCAUGUUCUUCAUUGUGUUCUUUGCUUACGCUCAGCUUGGAUAUUUGCUCUUUGGAACAGAGGUUGAAUCAUUCAGCACCUUCAUGAAGUGCAUCUUCACACAGUUCAGGAUUAUUCUCGGAGACUUCGAUUACGACGCCAUCGACCGCGCCAACAGAGUUCUCGGGCCGAUGUACUUUCUCACCUACGUGUUCUUUGUUUUCUUCGUUCUCCUGAACAUGUUUCUCGCCAUCAUUAAUGACACAUAUUCGGAGGUUAAAGAGGAGCUUUCAUCCCAAAAAGACGAUCUGCAAAUUACUGAUAUCAUCAAACAGAGCUACAUGAAGACAUUUAUGAAGCUGAAGCUCAAAAAAGAGAAAAUAUCAGAUGUUCAGAAGGCUCUCCGGUCUGGAUCCGGAGAGAUUGAAUUCAAAGACUUCAGGGAAACUCUUAAAGAGCUGGGACAUGCUGAUCAUGAGAUUUCUGCAGCCUUCUCAAAGUUCGACCGAGACGGGAACCAAGUUCUGGACGAAGAAGAGCAAGAGAGGAUGAAGAUCGAGUUGGAAGAAAAGAGGGAUGCUCUGAGCGCUGAACUCAACAAUCUUGGCAUGAAUUAUGGGAAGGAAUUACUCGAGAAACCUUCUGUCACAUCCAGCGAGCAAAGGAGCCAAUCCAGUCAAAUCUUCGUGGAUCGAGAACAGUUCCUGAAACUGGCCAGACAGGUGCUCCACCUGGAAAGCUCUGUGGAAGGCAUCGCAUCCAGGAUGGAGCUGAUCAUGGACAAAGUGGGACUGCAGGAGAAAAAGAGUGAAGCCGCGGGGAAACAUCCCGGGACCAGCAGUGCUACUGAUGACCCUGCUGCUGACGGCCGCGUCCUGUUCCGUGUGGCGGACAGAGAGACCAAGCUGGACGUCCCCUCCUGGAGGCCGGCCGUGCGCCCCGGCAACAUGUGAUCCUCCUCCAGCCGACACACACACACACACACACACACACACACACACAUACACAUACUCACCAACUUCCCAGUUUCUUUCAGGUUGAAAACACAGAUAAGCUGCUGACAGUAUGACGUUAAACCGAAACGUGUAAAUUCCAGGUGAACGUUUCUGAAGCGCUUCGCUUGCUCAUUAGGCUGCAGCACAUGUAACCCGAGGCUCCGAUAUGUAGACACUACAGUGUUGUAGGGGAAACCAAAUGUAAAUCUAUGCAUCAUUAGUGCUGUGCAGUAUAUUCUAAACAGUGGAUUAGUUCAAAUAAUGCAAGUGUAAGCAAUGCAUGAGGCGCCCGACACCUGCUGGCUUUGCUUUGUUGAUGUCCAAGUGCUCUUAUAGCUCAGAGGAAACCUGUGAUAGUUUGUACCAGUGAAAAUUAAAUAUUUAUCACACCUGAGCUCCCGAAACUAGUGAUGUAUGGAUCGAUUAUAUAAAAAGUGAAACUGAUAAAUAAUCUUGUGUAUUUAAAGUUGGUUUUCACCCAGGUUACUUAAAUGUUUUGUGAAGGACGCUUUUAAUCGAGUGUCAUAGCAGCGCACAAUAACCUUUAACUAUAGUAAAGUACAUCCUCACUGAUCAGUUGUGCUUUCAGUAUUGUGAGACUUCUGCCUUAAUCUGAUUUGUUCUCAACAUGAAUAAUUCACACCAGCAUUUUUUUUAAUAUGUUCCCUCCAUUUCUUUGUUGUGUAUAAAAAUUCAGGUUUUGGGAUAACAUUCAGUACAAACCACCUCAGUUUAAUCUCCGUUAAAUGUCUCAUGCUGUGUC
Salarias fasciatus (jewelled blenny) is the source of this 3226-nucleotide messenger RNA. RefSeq names its product polycystic kidney disease 2-like 1 (gene pkd2l1). The transcript is spliced from 15 exons. The coding region runs from base 1 to 2421 and encodes 806 amino acids. Gene Ontology annotation, molecular function: muscle alpha-actinin binding; sodium channel activity; calcium channel activity. Gene Ontology annotation, biological process: potassium ion transmembrane transport; detection of mechanical stimulus. Gene Ontology annotation, cellular component: membrane. NCBI's taxonomy places the organism in Eukaryota, Metazoa, Chordata, Actinopteri, Blenniiformes, Blenniidae. The record is from RefSeq and is a predicted model, not a curated record.